Messenger RNA from Apis florea (little honeybee), 3041 nucleotides. RefSeq lists its product as uncharacterized. Lineage: Eukaryota; Metazoa; Arthropoda; Insecta; Hymenoptera; Apidae. The record is from RefSeq and is a predicted model, not a curated record. Gene Ontology annotation, molecular function: RNA polymerase II cis-regulatory region sequence-specific DNA binding; DNA-binding transcription factor activity, RNA polymerase II-specific. Gene Ontology annotation, biological process: regulation of transcription by RNA polymerase II. Gene Ontology annotation, cellular component: nucleus.
UUACAUCUUACUUAUAUUUCCUCGAAGAAUUUUAAAAUUAACGAUUAUCAAUAUAUAUUAUUACUGUGUUCUAUUCUAACCUUAUAUCGAUACAUACAAUGAAAAAUAUUUAACUAAUCAAUUUACAUUAAUCGAUACAAAUAAAAUUAUACGAUAUAACCAAUUAAUUUUCACUAAAUGAAAGAUAAAAAGAAUCAUUUUUCAAGGUAUAAAUGACUAAAUGUCUCAUAGUGUGUACAAGAUAUUUACCAAUGUUCCGUGUAACGAAACGUCACAUUCCAAGUCACAGAAUGGUCAGAAUGUUUGCUUUUCCUCGUUCGACGAAUUUCACGAGCGUUGUUUUCACUCCGGGAAGUCGAGUGUAUGGAAAAAAAGGCAGCAAGGCAAGCAGCUAAGGCUUGACCGAAAGGUACUGGCGACGGUGCUUUUAAAGCUGUACCGCGUGUUUGUUUGCGGCCCGUGUUAAUUCGUCGUACAAAUAACCGGCGACGGCCCUCGGACCACGAACGAUUCGUAGCCGUUGCAAAUGAUCAGUUCCUCGCGGGCAAUACGUGUAACUGCAUUGCGUUUCACCGUUCCAUCGCGUGAUCUUUGAAAAAAGGCAAAUGAAUGCCUCUCGGUGUGCUGGGUGAAGUGAUGUCUUAAGCAGUGGAUGCUUCGUAUCGAAUACGCUAGUUGUUUGCGAUGGAUUAUCGAGUUCGUUCCGCAACGAAAAUACAUCGGAUUAUACGCAGCCAUUAUCCAUCGAAACACACUUGAAAUCGUGGAGAAGAACGAAACAAGUCAAUACGUGUGGAGGUUUACGACGUCGGGGUUGGAAAUCAACGAAGAGAACGGCCGCGUCGCAAUAGGGAGACCACUCGUGCUCGGGAGUGUCGAAUGAAUGAUACGCAAACAAUAUUGGAUCAUUUUGAAUCUGCCGGGACGAUCCACUCGCUAUGGCGUCAAUUCUCUUCCCGACGUUUGGAGAAAUCUUCUUUGAGAGUUGGCAUCUUGCGUCCUUUUUGUUUCCCCAUGUGGCGAAGAAGAAUUAUCGUUGUUCGUUCACCGCCCCACCCACGGCCCAUCAAAGCAGCUGGAAAACGAGACGGCAUGGACUAGCCGUUCGCCCCGUGGAAACCCUUGGAAGGGAAAAGGGCAUCCCCUCCCUCGGCCCUGCAAGCGUCGCGACGCUCGGCGACGCCGGUGCAACGUCGUCGAUCCGCCUCUUCGCCCCUGUCGUCUCAGCCGGAAGGCUGAUGUUUUUCUUUGUAAACUUGUAAAUAAAAGGCCUCAAAGUGUACGGCGCCGUGGAGAAAACGUUUCACCCGUUCGAGCUGUGCAGCAGGCUUUCCCGCGUGUUCCAGCCGGGAACACUGGCCGGUAUACAAGCUACCGGAGCGGGGAAUUCCACCGGGGUGACCUGGUGGGCCAUGAUGAACGGAUCCCUCUACGAGGACAGCCCACCACCGGUCCCGCCAACAGCCUCGAGCCUUAUCUCCGUUCAACAGCAACAACAACAGCAGACCCCAACGCCCGCGUCUCACCAACAAGCGACCACACCAACCUCGCCCGGUGCACCGGCCUCCUCGGCCACGAGCGCGCCUCCGCCGCCAACGGCCAGCGCCAGCUCGACCUCGCCGAGCGCUUCCUCGGUGGCGAGCAACAGCGCGCCAGGACCUCUCCACAUACCCGCCAAGAGGUUGACCGCGACACCGGCCGCUUCCUACGGAGAGGUCGGCUGCGUGGAUUCCGCCGCCGCGCCCGCCGCUGGACCAGCGGGCGUCAUCCGUCAUUCCCACUCAUCCUCGGCCGGAUCCCAAGGCGGCUGGAGUUACAGCCCUCAUCAUCCGCAGGAAUCUCACUAUUCGUCAGCGGCCGAUUCGUUGAACCAUCAUCAAACGUACGGGGGUAACAACCCCCCGACGUAUUACAACCUGGCGGCCGACCCUACCUCCACUUCCGGCUCCUCCAGGGACAACCGGAAGGCGGGCACGCUCAGCUUCUGGUCGCCAGCGGCGGCGACGGCGGGCUCGGCCACGGCCGGGUCCACUUCCGAUUACAAGUCGUACAACUCGGCUGGAGUCGCGACCACGAGCUCCUCGACGGGAGCAGGUUCCUCUUCCGCGGCCACGGGGGCCGCGGAUCCGGCCGUCUCUUCCUGUCACCAGAGCUUCUCCCAGAGCUGGUGUAAUUACGCGCCGUACACCACGGCCAGGCAUCACCAUCCGGUUGACACGGCCGGCCAUCAUCAUCCGCAUUCGCAGGCAGGGGUACCAUAUUUGACGCCGUCCGCGGCGGACGACCGGGGAAGAGUCACUGCCGCCAUGGUCGCCGCAGAAGGCGCCUUCCCUCACGAUGGAUACGGGGGCCUCAGGAAUUACGGGGCGCCCGAACCUGUCACGUCCAGCCCGUACCCACCUCCAGUGAUGUGGGGUUCCUCCCCAUCUUCGUUGUUUCCCGCAGGUUCCCUGGCGGGAGUUGGCGUAGGUGUCGGGGUAGCUGGUAUGGGCGUCGGUUGCGGGAGCUCGAACCCAUUGGAAUGGACCGGCCAAGUGACGGUACGGAAGAAACGCAAACCGUAUUCCAAAUUCCAGACGCUCGAACUAGAAAAGGAAUUUCUGUUCAACGCUUACGUGUCGAAGCAGAAACGGUGGGAGCUCGCGCGAAAUCUGAAUCUGACUGAGCGACAGGUGAAGAUAUGGUUUCAAAAUCGACGGAUGAAGAAUAAAAAAAAUAGUCAACGGCAGCAGCAGAACAAUAACAAUAACAACAGCAGCGCCAAUAAUGCAAAUCACCACGCGGCGACCGGUAGUCACCACCAUCCGAGCGCCGCGCAUGCGCCACCCUCGAGUCAUCACGUGGUCGCGCAGGCGCACCACGCAAAUGGUUCCGCGAAGCAUCAUCAGUGACCCGUGGCCUUCUCUGGGGUCGUCUUCGGCCAUCCACACUCUAAUCACAGCUCUACAAACGGUUGCACAGGAACUGGGACCGGGACUGGGACAGGGACAGGGACUGGGAACGCCGCUACCCAUUCCAACAGCCACGCGAGCCUGGUUACA